Molecule: messenger RNA, 2252 nt
Organism: Peromyscus eremicus (cactus mouse)
Lineage: Eukaryota; Metazoa; Chordata; Mammalia; Rodentia; Cricetidae
Gene: Mrps27
Product: mitochondrial ribosomal protein S27
Exons: 11
Coding region: 34-1284 (416 amino acids)
Cellular component (GO): mitochondrion
Molecular function (GO): protein binding
Source: RefSeq, a predicted model, not a curated record
ACCCCGGCCGGCGUUCCACUUGGUACGUUCAAGAUGGCGGCCCCCAUGGUGCGGUGUGGGAUGCUCCUGGCUCGGAGAAUGUCGACGCCUCUCCUUUCCCUGGCAGGUAGAAGAUGCCUGCUUUCUGCAGCAUACGUGGACAGCCACCAGUGGGAAGCCAGAGAGAAGGAGCAAUGCCACCUGGUUGACCUUGCAUCCUUAAUGGACAAAGCAUACGAAAGGAAGUUGCCUGUUAGUUCUUUAUCAAUAUCACGGUUUGUGGACAACAUUUCAUCUCGAGAAGAUAUAGAUUCUGCCGAAUACUAUCUUUACAAAUUUCGACACAGUCCCAACUGCUGGUACCUGAGAGACUGGACCAUCCACACCUGGAUUAGACAGUGUCUGAAAUACGGUGCACAAGACAAAGCCUUGUACACCCUUGUUAAUAAGGUGCAGUAUGGAAUUUUUCCAGAUAACUUUACAUUCAAUUUGCUGAUGGAUUACUUCAUAAAGAAAGAAAAUUACAAAGAUGCUUUAUCUGUGGUUUUUGAGAUCACGAUGCAAGAAGCCUUUGAAGUGCCGUCCACCCAGUUGCUCUCCCUCUAUGUCUUACACCAUUGCCUGGCAGAGAAGACAGACCUCACAUGGGAAGAAGAGAGGAACUUGGGUGCGUCCCUGUUGCUUCCAGGCCUGAAACAGAAGAACACAGUGGGCUUGAGCUCCCAGCUCUAUGGCUGUGCGCUUCUCGGAAAGGUGGAGCUGCAGCAAGGGCUGCAGGCCGUGUACCACGACAUGCCUCUGAUGUGGAUACCAGGCUACCUUGACCGAGCUCUUCAAGUGAUGGAGAAGGUGGCCUCCUCCCCUGAAGACCUCAGGCUGUGUGCAGAAGCGCUCAAUGUGCUGGACAGAGUCCUGACAGUGCUGACAUCUCCAGCUGACCAGGCCUCAGAGGAGCCACAGCCCCAGGAAGCUGAAGGCAGCUUGGGCUCAGCAAACCUGGUGGAGCAGCUAGACAUCGAGGAACCAGAACAUUCCAAGCUUCCCCGAUACCUGGAGCGAUUUAAGGCCUCUCAGUCUAAACUGCAGGAGUUGGGCAGGAUUGAGGCAGAAAGCCUUUUGACUCUGACCACCCAGCUUGUCAAAGAAAAACUCCCCGCCUGUGAGGCCGAGGACCUGGCUGCUUAUGAGCAGACGUUGCAUGAGUGGCACCUGGAGCGGAUGCAGUUGAUCCAGAGGGAACAGGAGCAGAGGGAGAGAGCAAAGCAGGAGUACCAGGCCCUGAGUGCAGCAAAGACUGCAGCCUAGAGAGCCGCAGGGCAGCCCUGCGCGAGGACUGUGUGGGCCAGCCCAGUGUCCGGCACAGACAGAUGGGACUCAGCCUGCGCUGGCCAGCUUCUCCUUUUCUCUCAGCAAGCCAUGCAUAGCCCGAAAGCCACCAUGUGCUGCAUGUCAACACACUGUCUGCCCAUCCAGAUGUCAAGGGCCCGGGAACUAAGAAAGUGGCAAGUGAUUGGGCCAAAGCCUCCACCUAAAAUCUCUAACGGGCUUCCGGGGCUCACAGUGGAGUCCUGGGCACAGAGUGUGGAAAGUUCUCAAUACCUGGUGAGGGUGAUGGAGGAAGCUACAGCUGCGGAAUCGGGUCUGCAGCACAGAGGUCUGAACGGUUUCUGGCCCUUGUCCAGGCACGUGGGGCCACAAGCUGCACGUCCUGAGACCUUGUGCCCCAUAGUCCCGACUAGUGCAGAUAUGCUGCUGGUGAUUAGGCCUUGGGUGCUCACACAUUCCCACCGCCCGACGCCCUCCUCUUUCCCCUCUGGGAGAAGUCCAGCACAGGUCUCCAGACCACAGCCUCACCAGAUUUCUGAUUGUAGGAACCCACAGUGACAUUUAGAGAUGUGGGGGCUUUUGAGAGAAACUCUGCCUGGGUGUGAGGUCCUUGUGGCCUGACUGGAGUAACUUUUCCCACACAUUGUCAGAGACGUAAAAUGAACCUUUGGUACACACGUGUGCACACAUGUACACACAGACAACUUUAGAGCAAGCCUUUCUGUUAAAGGAGAAAAUGAGAAGGGAUGGAACUUGAAGUGCGGAGGUGACAGAAGUCAGUGCAGACUGUCAGAAGAUGGGACAUAACCUUCCCGGAAGCCUCUCGGGGAGAGGUUUGGGGACUCGGCCUGCUGUGUGAUGCAGCCUCUCAGUGCAGUGGUGCAUCUUUGUUCAAGACUGUAUUCUUCUAUCAAAACCUGGAGAAAUAAAGACACCAAAUAAUCUCA